Messenger RNA from Amblyraja radiata (thorny skate), 2546 nucleotides. It is a transcript of the gene serpina10b, whose product is annotated as serpin peptidase inhibitor, clade A (alpha-1 antiproteinase, antitrypsin), member 10b. Gene Ontology annotation, molecular function: serine-type endopeptidase inhibitor activity. The transcript is spliced from 5 exons. NCBI's taxonomy places the organism in Eukaryota, Metazoa, Chordata, Chondrichthyes, Rajiformes, Rajidae. The record is from RefSeq and is a predicted model, not a curated record. The coding region runs from base 2 to 1483 and encodes 493 amino acids.
CAUGUGGCUUGCUGAUUCAAUUGGCUUCUCUCCACAACACAGCGUCUAUCUGAGUGAUGUUGUAAGACAGUUAAAAAAAAACUGCUAUCGCCAGCGCAAGCAAGAAGGGAAAUGUGAGUGGUGUGAUUGUCUUCAGCAGCAGGUGAUGCUGAGAUCGUCAAGACAAGAGAAAACAAAAAUGAAAUAUUUUAUCUUUCUGCUGUGUGGUGGAUUUGUGACCGUCACAUUAACACAACAGCAACAAGUCCAGUUUCACUCUGAACGCAGGGGAGAGCUGCCUCAAAAUGUCAGUUCCGAUUCGCACAAUGCUGAAGUCACACCUUCACCAUCCGACCAAGAAGCAUCAAUCCCCGACUUACAAACAAUCCACAUGUUAACGGAAAAGAACAGCGAAUUUGGUUUUAACCUCUACAGGAAAAUAGCAAAUCUAUAUGAAGAUAAUGUAUUUUUUUCACCUAAUACGGUCUCCACAAUAUUUGCCAUGCUGUCCCUUGGUGCUAAAGGACCAACUUGUGACAACAUACUCCAAGGGCUUAAUAUAGACGAUUUAGGCAAUAUCAGUGACAAAUAUCAACUACACAGUCUGUUCCAUUGGCUUCACCGCAACAUUACCAGUAACAAGGGUUUCUUCAUCUCUCAAGGAAAUGCUCUAUUUAUACAGAAUGACCUUGAACUGAAACAAACGCUCAUCAAUGAUCUUUCCAAUUAUUACAAUGCUGAUAUUAACCGCGUAAACUUUCAAGACACGGUCAAGACCAAAAAUAUUAUUAACCAAUAUAUUCGCAACAAAACAAAUGGAAAAAUCAACCAGUUGCUGGACACUGUGGAUUCUGGAGCCAAACUUAUGUUAACUAAUUACAUCUUAUUUAAAGGGCAGUGGGAGGCACCCUUUGAUCCAAAUUUGACAGAAAUUGGAACCUUCUAUGUGAACGCAUAUACUAGAGUAAAAGUUCCAAUGAUGUAUAAAGAAGGUUCAUUUUUGUCAACAUAUGAUGAAAACUAUUCGUGUACAGUUCUGAAGCUUCCAUACAAGGAAAGUGCAAGCAUGUUGGUGGUGAUUCCAGCAGAUACGGGCUAUCAACUCCUGGAAGAUGAUCUAUCAGUGGGAUUGGUUGCCCAGUGGAUUAAAGCCAUGAGAUUCAAGCAUAUAGAUCUGUAUUUUCCAAGAUUUAAAUUGGACAAGUCGUACAAGAUGGAAAAGAAGUUAAAACAGUUGGGAAUAAUUAUGCCUUUCACAAAUGCUGCUGAUUUGUCUGGAAUCUCCUCAUCACACCGGCUGAAGAUAUCUGAGGUUAUUCACAAAGCAGUGAUUAACGUAAACGAGAGAGGAACAGAAGCCGCUGCCUCCACUGGGACUUUUGCCGUGCCUUACUCACUGCCACCUCUCAUAAAAGUAGACCACCCAUUCCUCUUUAUGAUCCAUGAAGAUAUAACAAAAACUCUGCUCUUUAUAGGAAGGGUGAAUGAUCCCACCAAACUGUGAAGGAUCUUUUGAUCAAAGUAAUCAUUUACAUUUUAAUUUGUUUGCUGAUACUUAACUAAUACCCUAGUUGCCACAAUCAUGGGUUUAACAUGUUUAAUCAUGAUUAUCUCAAUUCAGCAAAGUUAUACUGAAUUGAGAAAUAAAAGUAUGUUUACUCAUAAACCAUGUACCAUUUCAGAUCAGAUUAAAAAAAGCGAUAUUAAAAUAUCAAUCUACGAUUUUGUAUAAAUCUAUAUACUGUCAUCCUUAUAAUAUACUGUCUUCCUUAUAGUAUACUGUAUUCCUUAUAAUUGUUUGAUAUAUUAGUACCAAUAGGUGAAUAGGCACAGGUAGUUUAGAUAUGACUUUGGUAUUGGGCUUGGUUUCUUGGUUGAGUGCUUAUCUUGAUGUUAUAACACUAGUACUUUGUGUGUUAAUAGUAAUGUCAAAAUAGUUUCAUUGAUUGUUCUCAGUAUAUUGUGGAACAAAGUCACAUGCAAGGGGACAGUAAAGCUAUGUAUCAAAGGGAUACUCACAUGAAGAAUUCCCAGAGACUCGAGUCAUCAAAGAGGAAAGUGGGUGAGCUGAUGUUGCACUGCACUUGUUCCUGGUACAAAAUGACAGAUCAGUUGAGAGAAAAGGGAGUAGAGAUCAGUCCCUUGCUCUGAAAUCUCAUACAGUUAUACGGCACGGCAGAAGACCCUCCAGCCCAACUAGCCUGCAUUUGGCCCAUAUCCCUUGAAACCUUUGCUAGCCAUGUACCUGUCCAAGUGCCUUCAAGGUGUUGUAACUGCACCUGCCUCAACUACAGUACCUCCUCUGGCAUCUCAUUCCAUACACCCAAUAUUCUCUGAGUGGAAAGAUUGCUCCUCAGUUUCCCAUUAAAUCUUUCCCUCUCACGUUAAGCCCAGUUUACACCAGUGCAACAUUGUAAACAAGAUGCAUCAGUACUGCUUCCAUUUCCUGUUUUGUAACUUCUGCUUCCAUAUCCAAUCAUGACCAUCUGUGCUUUUGGGCAUCUAAAAUACUGUCUCCUCCUGGCUUCCUCUUCCUGGAGCCACAACUCUGCUACAGGCAUUUUACU